This is a messenger RNA of Amborella trichopoda, 1366 nucleotides long. The record is from RefSeq and is a predicted model, not a curated record. NCBI's taxonomy places the organism in Eukaryota, Viridiplantae, Streptophyta, Magnoliopsida, Amborellales, Amborellaceae.
AUCACUUGUUUUAGAGAGAGAGAUAUCACCUGGUUUAGAGAGAGAAAGAGAGAUCACUUGGUUUAGGGAGACAGAGAGCAGUAAGCAAACAGAGAAAGAGCGAGCGAGCAGACGAAAGGGGGAGAGGGAAAGGGAGGGGAGUGUUUUAGAGAGAGAGAGAAAGAGAAAGCAAUUCAGGAAGCAGACAAAGGGGAGAGAUGCAGAGAAAUCAGAUAUCCUAAUGGAAUUUAAUGGCGAACGCGAGGAGAAUCACACCUAUACCACUCUCAUCUUCCUUAGAAACCCAUAACACCAACACCACAUUCUCAUCUCUCCUCUCAAGUCCUCCAAACCCAACAUCUUCUUCUUCUUUCUCUCUCAUCAGAAGAAAAACCCAUCUCUUUCCUCUUGUCCUCCUAUUCUUAUUCUUCAUCUUCUGGGUUCUCAUCAGGACACCUCCUAUUUGGUUUUCUCUCUCUAACCAGCCACAAGAACAGCACCGCCCCAUUUUGGUCGAGCUUUCAAAGAGGAAAUCUGGUGUCUCUGAUAAUUUUAUUGCUUAUUCCUCUGCAACCCAUUCAAAUUUCUUCUUCAAUGACAGGCGCGGGUGGUUGCUCAACCCUGUAACUGCUGCUCGCGAAUCAGGACUCUCGGGUGGGGCUCUUGAUUGUCGUUCAGUGCACGUGGGUGAGAUUAGACCAGGCGGGGUGAGGGGAAAUCACAGGCAUCAUAAUUGCAGCGAAACCUUCAUCAUAUGGGGUGCAAAAACUUUAUUCAGGCCAAUUUAUGGCAACUUGCAGGUAGAAAAGAAUCAUGUGAUUGGGAAAGAUUACGAGGAAUUCAUAGUUGCGGCAGAUGAGGUUGCAGUUGCUACUAGUCCAAGGGGAACAGCACAUGCACUUGUGAAUAUGGACCAUAAGUUGAUUACUUACUUUUUGGGGUGUCAAGAUAGUUUAUUAACCAAUGGUAGCUCUACAGAUUUUCAAGUUUGGAAAGAUCUGUGAAGAGGUAUUUUGAAGGAGAGACCCAGGAGAAGCAUUCAUAUGGCGAUUGGUUAUUGUCUACAUAAUAUGUACAUUAUUUUCCAAAUAGUUGGGAAAAUGCUCUGAUGAUGAUGCACACUGAUUUGAAUAUUUUCGGAUCUAUAGUUUGUUGAUUGCCGCAAAUGAGAAUACUAUUAUCCAACUAGGGCAGUUCCAUGGGAAAGAAUUCACUCAUGGAUCCAACUAUACAAGAGGCCCUUGUCUACAAAUAUGAGGACAAAUAAUUUAGGGCUUUAGUUAUGAGAUUGUUGUCUGAAAAUAAUAAUUUGACUGUUUCACUUAUGGGAUUGUACGCUACAAAACUCUUCACACUUUUGGUAUACAGACAUAACAAUUAUUUUUAG